AUGGCGAUAAAGCCGAUGGCAAAAGUUUAUUUGUUGCUGCUUAUGCGGCUGCUAGUGCCAUGUGUGGACGCAGGUAGCUGGCAGAGCUGCCGUGAAGUGUCCGUGGCCAAGUGUGGUGUAGGUGACAGCCGUAGUGAUGGUCGUGAGUACCGGUAUGACAUUGAAGCGUACCGGUACAAGUGGACCAAAUACCCGCACGAAGUAAACAGCUACAAGGGACCCUUUGACACUGUUCCUUCGUAUCAGGCGUUUCAAUCCUGCCAGAUCUGCUCAAACGAAACAAGGCCUACCCAGGGGGGUCCCAAUCAGAACCCUUUGUCCACCGAUAUCGUCGAUAUCAUGAUCGUUGACAACAACGUCGGCGAGCUUGGCACUGACAAGGCAGAGAUCCUCUCUCAGAUCCCAUGUGGUAGCAAGUGCAAGUUGUGGUUUGUGGGUUGUAACCUAACGGCAAUAGAGGUAGGGGCGUUUGCUAAGUUGCCACAGGUAUCUGAGCUGGUCAUCUGGCGGAGCAAUGUCCAGACUCUGAAGAACGGCACGUUUGCUGGGAUGGAGGGUCUCAGGUAUCUGCUGAUGUUGGAGAACAACCUGACACAUCUGGAGGAUGGCUGCUUUGAUGGGUUGCCCAGGCUGUCCAAUCUCAUCCUUGUGGACAACCAGAUCCUGACGAUGUCGCCCGGCGCGUUCCUGGGUGUACAGCCGCAGUGGUUUGACGUAAGUGCCAAUCUUAUCGCUACUGUAGCACCGGGGACCCUGCAGGCGAUCAAGUCUGUAGUAUAUCUCCGCGCGGUUGAGAACAAACUGCGAUCUAUCGGCGUGGAGAUGUUCCACGGGCUUGAACGGCUGCAAUCCCUGAACCUGGAGGGUAACAGAAUCUCCCACAUUGCUGCGGGAGCGUUCCACUCAAACACGGAAAUGAGCGUCCUAAAUCUGGCGGGAAACAGGCUGACCUUUGUGUCUGGUGGUUGGUUCAAAUCGUCAUUUCCAAUCAUGAAUCUCAACGUGCGUGGAAAUGGUAUUGCCGCUAUCGCGUUGGAGGGGAGGGCGCUGCCUUGGUCGCAGGGAAUGAAGCUUGACAACCCGCCGCGCUGUACGUGUGCGAACGAUUGGCUGUACGAACACGAAGGAAACGCCCUUAAGAUCAAGAGGCAGUUUAACCUGACAUUAAGGGUCCCCCCUCCCCCAGCAAGCUGCCCCGCCUCGCCGCUGACGCCAAAUCCUCCCGCUCCGGUCAAUCCCAACGGAUUGCCCUGUCCUGUACCGCUGGUUGAGGUUACGCAUGUUGGGCGCAGCGCCGCGUACAGGUACGAAGCCUCUGGCGACGUGUAUUGGGAGCAAUUGCCGAUAGUGUCCUUUGCCUUCCCUAACGACUCACACCACACAUUCAACAUAACAUACGACACGAACACGACCACACACGACAGUCUCCCGACAGGCAACCUAACCAUAAGUGUGGUGACCGACCUAAAGGCUGAGGGCUGGGUGAAGUGUAAGGGGCCAGAAAACUUGUUGGGGGAAACAGGAAACCACAGCCUGUGUUCUAACUACAUGGGGAAGUCCAGCUUCACUCUUUGGCUUGAGACCGCCGAGCCCUUGCCCUUUGGGAACGCCACUUGUACGGCGUCUUCGGAAACUGGCUCCCACACUGCCGUCUUCUCGGUAAGCGCGCACGUACACUCUGACAUAACAACUCCACUGACAGCAACCGAACUGACACCCCUCAACACGACACCAUUCUCAGUCAGCAUCAACACUACACCACUGUCCAGCACUACACCGCUGGCUACUGGCACGGGCGAUGAUGCAGAUCUCACAUGGUACAUCGUGUGGGCAGCUCUGGGCGGGUUGUCGGCUGCUGCGGUAGGGGUUUGGGGAUGUGCCAUGGCUAGUUGUAUCAAACAGAAGCUCAAGCGCAAAGCCCCUGAUAACGGUGCAGGUCCAUCCCGCAAUGGCAACCAGAUCACUGCCUGCUCCAUGUGGCCUGUUCCAGGGGGCAACUCGGAGGAGUCAGUGAUCAGUCCGUACGCCGAGGGGAGUUUAGACGAUCACGACAGCUUGAAUGAGUCAGAGUAUGUCAUCAACGCUUACGCUGAGGGUGGUUUCAAUGACCACCCUGACCUGCGCAGGGCCGAAUCUUCGCAGUCAGAAAUCGUCCCCUACGGGCAGGCGAACCUGUGCCCAGCGUACCGUGAGGCAAGCCGCCCCCGCGCGCAGACACACCCCGCGCCGUCCCGCCCGUACAGCACCGAGCACCCCCGUCAGAAACCAAACAGGAAAGGGGCCGUCUUGGCUGGCUAUGGCCAAAAUGGUCGCGGCAAGUCCGGCCAAAGCUGCUACAAGCACCCCUCCAUUCUCCCCAACCCGGGUGCCACCAAGUCCUCUGCCUACCAGCAGAAUGCGAGCGUCGCCCACAAGGCGGCUUGCUACAACUCCCCUGCCCUGGCCACUGACCUAAAGCGUACCCUGCCAAACACAUAUGACCAGCAUGACCCUAGCGAGGCAGUCUGCAACUCCGCAACGUCCCCCGCGGCCAAUACCUACCAGCCCGCCGCCUCGCCUGGUAGUGAGCCCGGGACUCAAUCCGCCAUGUAUGAUGAAAACCAUCCUAGCCAGCGCGCCACCGGUGUGGCAAACAGAUACGUCUGUCCCUCCCCUGCGGCCUGUGCUGGCGGGUCUCGGGCGGCUACCUACUGCCAGAAUGACCGUAGAGAGGCAGUAAACAACACCCCAGAAAACCCCGAGACAAACAGCUAUGAACCAGCGUCCGCUCACUGCCCGAUUCAGUAAGUACAGAAAAAUGAAAGGAAUUGAUGGAUGGAAUUUGUCCCAAUCAUUGUCUAUUUUACUUUUGGACAUAAUUAUUCUUCAAGAAAUUCA
Molecule: messenger RNA, 2877 nt
Organism: Branchiostoma belcheri (Belcher's lancelet)
Lineage: Eukaryota; Metazoa; Chordata; Leptocardii; Amphioxiformes; Branchiostomatidae
Exons: 3
Coding region: 1-2787 (928 amino acids)
Molecular function (GO): protein binding
Source: RefSeq, a predicted model, not a curated record